This is a messenger RNA of Salarias fasciatus (jewelled blenny), 2356 nucleotides long. RefSeq names its product DC-STAMP domain containing 2 (gene dcst2). The record is from RefSeq and is a predicted model, not a curated record. The transcript has 17 exons. Lineage: Eukaryota; Metazoa; Chordata; Actinopteri; Blenniiformes; Blenniidae. Bases 1 to 2331 code for a protein of 776 amino acids. Gene Ontology annotation, cellular component: membrane.
AUGGAGGUGGAGGAGAGGAGGAGAAGACUCCCGAGUGGAGACGAUAUCCAGGAGGAGGAGGAGGAGCGUGAAGGCACGCGCAGCGCCGCGGGAGGCCCGCACAGGUCAGCGCUCGCCACCAGUCUCCUCAGCAGCAGGAGGUUCAGAGGUCACCUCGCGGACGGGGGGCGGAGCCUGCUGGCGUUCGUGUGCGGGCUGCUGUUGGCGUCUCUGUACGGCCUCACGUCUCUGCUGCUGAACCAGCCCCUCUGGUUCUGCCUGCACUCCACGCUGGUCCUCGCCGGCCUGGCGGCGUUCUCCAUGGGCCUGUCGGCCGCCGGGAGGGCCAGGGUCGCCCUGAUGCUGCCGUCGCUCUGCUCGGGUCGGGGCAGAAGCUUCGUCCUCCUCCUCUUCGUCACCACGCUGACGUCCGGGCCGCUCGCCAACACGCUGGAAAACGCCGAGCGAGCCGCGUCCAGCCUGCUGUGUGGCGCCGAGCUGGCGGCCAACCAGACGCAGGAGCUGAUCCAGCGGUCGGCCACGCCCCUUUUCACGGCGUUGGACCAGAUCAGAGCCAUCAGCCGCAACGCGUACGCCGUGGCCGGACGAGUCCAGGACCUGGUCCAGAGCAUGAUGGACAGCGUCCGUCACGUGGCCCGGACUCUGCGGAACGUCCUCCGCUUCCUGGUGGACAUCGGGGACGUGUGCAACGACGUCCUGGGCUCCCCGUACAGGAAGUGCCGGGCGGUUUUCAGCGACGCCCGCAGCGACUGCGCCGACCUGCUGGGAGACUUCGACUUCCUGUGCGGCGUCGUGGACGCCUUCCUGCCGCUGUGCGGCGUCGCCCGCGCCGGCGAGCUCUUCUGUGUCAUCCCCGCCUACAUCGCCACCCAUCUGAGGGAGCGCCUGGCAGCCCCCGCCGUCGCGGCCUUCCAGAAGCUGAAGCGGGAGUUCGACUUCAACCUGACGGCGUCGGUGAGCUUCGACGUGGACGCCAACCGCAGCCGCUCCCUGCAGCAGGCGAGCCAGGACAUCGUGGAGGAGCUGUCCUCCGACCUGCGAGCGCUCCGGAGUCUGGGCGACCCGCUGAAGUACGUCAGCUUCGUCCUGCUCGCCGUGGCCUUCAUGAGAGCUGCGCAGUACAGACACUCGUAUCUCGGGAAGCUCGACUUCGAUAACAUUUACAUCAGCGCUCAGUUCAAGGAGUUGGACGAGCAGGAGAAGUCGAGGGGCGGAGCUUCAGUCCUGCCGCUGACGCGCAAGGAAGCCACGACCUACAUCACACCAAUGAGGCUCGGCCUGACGGCCGGUGAGCGGCGGUCCAUCUUCAAGGGCGCGGCCCAGGUCCUGAGACACCUGGUGGGCGGCGUCCUGCUGGUGGCGCUGGACUUCCUGCUCUUCUGGGCUCUGGACCAGGUGCACCACCAGCUGACGGGGGACGUCGUGGCCAGAGCUCCGGUCACGGUGGGGGUCCAGGUGAACGGCUCGGGUUACGCCUCGGACGUCUUCAGGGACCUGGUGGCCUCGUUCGACGUCCUGCAGCAGGGAAACAUCACAGUGAUCAGCAGCAGGUGUCUGCUGGAGCCGUCACAGCCCGACUGGAACACCUGCUUCGCCCUGGGACUCCUGCUUGGUGUGGCUCUGCUCUUCUCUGUGGUCGGAGGAUUCAUGCAGCGCUGCAGACGAAUCGUCUGCGCUUCGUUCUACCCAGAGAGGGAGCUGGAGAGGAUCCGGUUCCUCCACCAGAAAAUCCUGGACCAGAGGAGCGCGGCGGGAGGCGUGCUGAGGAGGUCUGCCAUCCAGAACGCAGCUGACCGAGGAGGAGGAGGAGGUCUUCAGGCUCUGCUGACUCGGUUACCCGCAGCAGGAGUCCGCCUGUCCCGCCUGUUGGGGGUCUCGUCCUCUGCUUCCUGUCUGGCGUGCGGCGACGCAGUGAAGCCCGGGGACUCGAACACGGUGACCUGCGACGUCCCGCAGUGUUCCGGUCUGUACUGCCGGCCGUGUUUCCUCUCCGUAGGAAACACGUGCGUUGUCUGCAUGCGACCUCUGACCUUCCAGGAGGACGGCGAGGAAGAGCUGGACUCGUCGGAUGACGAGCAGCUGCAGCUGUGGUCCUCGGCUCUGGACCCGCCUGGCCUGGGCGGCCGGGACAGGACGCUGAUGGAGCGGAGGAUCGCCGUGGCCACGCAGCGCAGCCGCUCGGAGACCAGCGAAGCAGACCUGGAAUACCAGGACCAGCCUGAGUCCAGCGAGUCCGACGAAGAGUCCGACGAAGAGUCCGACGGCGACGCUGCCGACCCGCAGGACGUCCCGCUGAGAACGGUCCUGGCGCACCAACCAGAGUCACCUUAAUCUCAGAAUGUGGUUGUUUGUUUGU